GUCAGUAUCCAAUUUCCUCUCAAACAGUAUCUUUCGUUUUCGUAUCCAUCAAUUUCCUCUCGUGCUUCUACUUCUUCCCGGAUUCUCUCUCUCUCUCUCUCUCUCAUUUUUUAAGUAAAUUAACAGCAAAGCUUUCUCUCUCUCUCUUGAUUCUUUUCAUGUCCAAAGUUUCGCUUUCUCUCUCUAGGCCUUUCUCUCCCUACAGCGCUCUCUGUUUAUGGGCAGGCUUUCCCUUCUCUCUGUCUCCAGAUUCCAUAACGUUGCCAAAGUGAAGCCCCCCAAAAGCAGCAGCUCAGCAAAACCCAAAUCGAAAUUCCCCAAAACAAAACCGUUUCAAGAAGUUCCAAUGACUCAGAGUCCACAAAACCAUAACAGGUUGCCCCUUUCUGAGGUCGUGGCCGACUGUGUUAAACGAUGGUUUCAAGACACCCUUAAAGAAGCAAGAGCAGGCGAUAGUUCGAUGCAGGUCCUUGUUGGACAGAUGUAUUACAGUGGCUAUGGUAUUCCUCGUGAUGCCCAAAAGGGUAGGGCAUGGCUCACAAAAGCUUCGAAGAACCGGUCUUCAGUUUGGAAGGUUAGCGACAAGCAUCCAGGGUACAAUGCCAGUGAUUCAGAUUCAGAUGAACAAAUAAAAGAACAAAAGUAGAGGAGGCUCCUCUUCGUUUACUACUAAUGUUGAUCAUGUGAUUGUUUCUACUCAUUGGAAUGUUUCCCAGAAGAGCAGGCUUGGGCUUUGGAUAUGCUGAGGUUUUACUCAUGUAUCGGAUCAAAAACUAUGUUAGCCAUGUUCCAUUCUGGAAUUAUCUCUUUUUCUUCCAUUGUUGCCAUCUUUUGUAAAAAAAUUUCAUAUGCAGCAUGUGAUUGUUUCUACUCAUUGGAAUGUUUCCCAGAAGAGCAGGCUUGGGCUUUGGAUAUGUUGAGGUUUUACUCAUGUAUCUGAUAAAAAACUAUGUUAGCCAUGUUCCAUUCGGGAAUUAUCUCUGUUUCUUCCA
Molecule: messenger RNA, 992 nt
Organism: Amborella trichopoda
Lineage: Eukaryota; Viridiplantae; Streptophyta; Magnoliopsida; Amborellales; Amborellaceae
Molecular function (GO): protein binding
Source: RefSeq, a predicted model, not a curated record